Messenger RNA from Limulus polyphemus (Atlantic horseshoe crab), 4940 nucleotides. RefSeq lists its product as uncharacterized. Gene Ontology annotation, molecular function: poly(A)-specific ribonuclease activity. NCBI's taxonomy places the organism in Eukaryota, Metazoa, Arthropoda, Merostomata, Xiphosura, Limulidae. Gene Ontology annotation, cellular component: cytoplasm; nucleus; CCR4-NOT complex. The transcript has 8 exons. Bases 332 to 2899 code for a protein of 855 amino acids. Gene Ontology annotation, biological process: nuclear-transcribed mRNA poly(A) tail shortening. The record is from RefSeq and is a predicted model, not a curated record.
CCCUCACGUUGCACAAGAAGUAAGACUGCCGCAGUGAUUGGACUGAUCUAUUCUGCUGGUGGCUUUAAGGUAGCUGUAGUACUUACUAAUAUUCCUUCAAUAUCUGACAGUGCCGUAAAUACUCUUUGAUAAUUUUGAUACUGAGAUAGAGAAAAACAUUGUUUCCAGAAUGUUUAAUGUAACUUACGUUUAAGCUGAAAUACUCGUACUGCAGCUCUUCACAAAACAUUUAAUAGAAUAGUUUAUGUAAUUACAAGCUAUAUAAAUAUUUUUAAGAGUUGUUUGAAAAUGGCUAAAAGCCUGUACAGAGCAUGACGAGGGUUGAAAGGUCAUGAGUCCUCAACCUUCCGUACCCUUUGACCUUCAGAAGUACAUAGGCAGUAGCCUUAUCUCACAGCAUCCUCGUAACAGUAAGAAAGGAAGACAGACGGAAACAACAGAGUUUGGAAACAACUGUAGGACACGAAGAAUCUCUGGUGGCAUCAGCGUACCAGUUUGUACUUGCUGUGGAGGAGUACAGAUCCAAAAGCCUAACUUUUCAAGGUUUCAGAAUUAUGCUUGGACAGGUAUGCCACUCAUCAGCGUGGCCAAAGGACACACAAGGAAACAACAACAACAGAGCAGCAAGAUCAAAUUCCAAAGAUGGCCUUCUAACUUCACAGACACUGAGUAUAAUCAAAAACAAACACUGACUGGAAGUUCAGCUGUUAAAUGUAAUAGUAUAGACAAAGAGACGACCGAAGAAGAAUUGUCCUCCAUGUCAAAACUAGCACUUCAUGCCCAAGGGUCUCCCUUGAUUUUAUCUAAUGAACACAAGGAAAAAGGUGAAAAUAAAGGCAACUCGAACACGGGAUCAAAUACAAUGAAAGGUAAACAUUUCUACAUAGGAAACGAACUCUACCUCCAUCCACAGUAUCACUGGGCCACAAAUGAUGCUAGGUUGGCUGGAAUUAGUGGAACGUGCUCUGAAAAUAUUCAGUUUGAUUUAAGAUCAACACCUGUUGCAGUUGAUGAAACAGGUUCUGUCAGUGGGGAAUCUGAUGUAAAAUCUGAAACUGACUUAAACGACCCAACUCCACCUCAGCAGAGCGACAGCCUGAGUAUUACUUCAGAUUCUUCUGGUUCGUCUGAGAAUAGUCUUCCAAGAAUCAUCAAACCUCGAAAACGCAGGAAGCGAGAUAGAAAAAUGAACGAGUUUAAAGAUCAAAAUGUUUCGGUAAUUCUAACACUGAAGCCCUACCAACCGCUUUGUUUUCCUUAUACGGAGGGAGUGAACAAAACUGGGAAGAAUUUUAUCCACAGAAAUACCUUUCCUGGUCUUUGUUAUUCAUCAGAAUCAGAACACGAGCUGGAAAGUGUCUUUGGGUCAUUAACGAUGACUCAGUCCUCUCUUUAUCCAUAUUCUUCAUCCCCACUUUGUUCAUGUAAACGUUGUAUUACCCUAUCUCCUUUCCUAACCCCACCUCUCUCUCCACUUGGGAGUCCUGAAGAACUUACUGAAAAAUCUUCUCAAGAGCCGAUAUGUGAAGUUUCCACUCGUAUUGUUACCUCACCAUGUGGAAGUAGGGAUUUAGAGAUAAAAUUUUUGACCAUCUCUAAUACAAACAACCGGAAAAAUGGAUCAGAACACCGAUUAGAAAACCCAUCUACAUCCAACUUGACGUCAGACACAUCGCACUUCCAUUCACUAGAACUUGAUGCUCCGCUACCACCUCGAUCAUGGAUGACAUCACGUACAGCUUCCAGCAGAGAGGAUAUACCAAAAUGUACUUUCACUGUCAUGUCCUACAAUAUUUUGUGUCCGAAAUACGCUAAUCAACAGAUAUACACCUACUGCCCGUCCUGGGCACUAGACUGGGAAUACAGGCGUAAAGCUAUCAUGGACGAUAUUCGACAUUACUUUGCCGAUAUCAUCACUUUACAGGAAGUGGAAACUGAACAAUUCUACGAGUUCUUCUUGCCAGAGCUAAGAAGAGAUGGAUAUGAGGGAAUUUUCUCCCCCAAAUCAAGAGCAAAAAUUGUCUCUCAUAAUGAAAGAAGACACGUGGAUGGAUGUGCUAUUUUCUUCCGUAUUAAUAAAUUCACGUUCAUAAAAGAAAACUUAGUGGAAUUCAACCAAGUCGCCUUGGCAACUGCAGAAGGUUCAGAUGACAUGCUGAACAGGGUUCAAACAAGAGAUAACAUUGGAUUGGUUGCUUUACUCCAGCCAAGAGUAGGGCCAAUGUCGAAUGAUAAUUCUACGUCCUCACACUUUCACCAGCCACUUUUGGUUUGUACUACUCACAUGCAUUGGGAUCCAGCGUAUUCUGAUGUCAAACUCAUCCAGACCAUGAUGCUAAUGCAUGAACUCAGACAAAUUGCACAAGAUACUGCACAAAAUAACUAUGGAAGUGGACAUGGGUCGGGUGCCAGCACAAUUCCUUUGUUGCUCUGUGGAGAUUUUAAUUCUAUUCCGUCUUCUGGAGUGGUAGAGUUCCUAACCACAGGAAAGGUUUCGGCCGACCACAGUGACUUCAAGGGUUUUGGGUACAAGGACUGUCUGCAGAAGUUGGGUUCUUCAAAAACACUUAAUGAAUAUUCUCAUCCUUUCCAAAUCUCUCGAGCCUACAAGGAUGGUGAUAUACCCUACACAAAUUUAACAAAUGACUUUAAAGGAGUCAUCGACUACAUUUUUUAUCCUGAUAAACACAUGCGUGUUGUCGGAUUACUCGGACCACUCGAUGAACAUUGGCUGAAGAAGAACAACGUAGCUGGCUGUCCUCAUCCUCUCAUACCAUCCGAUCAUUUGCCGCUACUUGUGGAACUCGAAAUGAUCUGCAUGCCUCAGAAGUUUAACUCAGAUCCAUGGUUUAGAAAUGAAGAACAAAGACAGGCUCGCCACCAGCCUAAAUCGAAAUAAAACGUCCUUAUAAUAGAUUUUUCAGUCUUCCCUGCUUCGUAAAUUUCAUUAUAGAUGUCAUAGUAAGCCACGUCCUGAUAUUAUAAAUUGCUAGACAUAAAAUAUUAAAAUACUAUAUUAUCUAAAAACAUAUUUUUUUCUGAUACAAUUACUAUGUCUUGAAUUAUAUACGUACUUACAGAAACUUGCAACAGCUGUGAUUCAAAGUUUUAUAUUCUAACAGAUUAAUUUCACUUAAUUAAGUGCUUGAAAUUAUCUAUCUAUAUGUAUAUAUAUACACACAAUAAGAGGAAUCCAAAAUUUAUUUAUUUCAAUUAAUCGAAUUGUAGCACAAAUUAUUGUCUGACACAAAAUUAUAUUGAUAUAAUUUCGUAUAUUUUUCAGUAAAAUUUUGAUAGGAUUAGUCCUCCAGGGUGUCAACGAUUUAAGAACUUACAACGCUAAGCUACGGGGUUCGAUUCUCCUGGUUGAAAUAGCGCAGAUAGCCUAUUGUGUAGCUUUGCGCUAAAACAAACUAUAAAGAUGAACUCAACUCACAAAAAACGCCCUCAGUGUCUGAGCGAUAUAUUUGAAAGUUUAUAACGCUAAAAGCUGAGUUUCGAUACCAGCGGGGAGAAGAUCACAGACAGUCUAAUGUGUAGUUUUGCGCUUUACAAAAAACAAACACACUACUCAUAGCAAAUCAUAUGGCAUGGCGUCCAAAACUUCAGACUUGUUUCCAGUGUUAAUGCUGUUGUUUAUGUUACGGUCAUAAUUCAACUUCCUCAGUAUUCAUAAUUGUUAUCUUCAAUCAGAAUAGGAGUUAAACAUAUUAAAGCAUACGAGUGAAGCUCAUAUAUCAUAAUUUUCAAUAGGAUACUUCAAAUUUAUUGAACACUACUGAUUUGUGACAAACAUGGGAUUGAAACGAAACGUUGAUCCUAUUGGGGAUGACGUAAAAUUGGUUUUUACGCAUAUUAUAAAUUGCAUACAAAUAUAUUUUAUUUUUGCUUAUUUGGUUUAGCACUGGUAUUAGGUUUUGGGUGGGAAAUAGGUCUUGGGUAAGUUGGAAAUAAUUGUCUUUAUAAUUUUGUGUGGUUCAAGGAUGUGUAGUGUUGGGUGUUAGUGGAAAAUAUUAUUAUAUUUAUUGAGUAAUUAUUAGUUGCUGCUUAUUUAGAACAUUGGAAUUUGCUUAUCGCUAGUUCUAUGCUACAUACAAAAAACAUACAUACAUAAAUAUAAUUUAAGGAAAACAAGGGACCUGUUGGUCCAUCUAGGCCAUUCAUUCCACUAAACUAAACUUUAAAAUAAAAAUAAAACACUCAAAGCCAGCCCUCAUUAUUCAAAUAUUCAUCAAGUCUUCUCUUAAACUCCCUUAAAUCACCUGUAUCCUCGCCAUCUGAAUGCAACCCAUUCUAAAGAACAACCGCCCUUUUAGAAAAAUAAAACUGUUUUAGUUGAAGAUGAUCCCUAACUUGUCAAAAUUUAUACUUGUGUCCCCUAAUCUUACCAUUGUCACCAUUAAGUACGUAAAAAGAUGAUGCAUCAACACUACAAAUUCCCUUAGCAAUCUUAAACACCCCAGCUAGAUCCUUUCUAACUCUUCUUUUUUCAAGAGAAAACCAUUUCAGAGAUCUUAACCUGUGCUCAUAUGACAACCUUUUGGUUUUCUUUAGUUGUAACAAUGGGUAAACUUCUUUCUCAAUCAAAAAGGAGGUGAAGUCCAUAUAAUAUACAACUGUGAAAUUACAUUAUUAUCAAAAUAGCUAGUAAUGCUUUUGUUUUUACGCAUUCACAUCAAGCAAAGGAAUUAUUUUCGUUACCCACAUCAAUGCAAUUCUCCAGCUUUAACAUUAAAUACAAUAUAUUUGUAAAUGAAUUUAAUACACAGCUCAAAUAUAUACACAUAGUUGGAUUACCCACUGAACUCAUUCGGUUCAGGAAAUAAAAACAUCGAAAUAUAUUCUUUGUUUACAUUCUUGCAUGAGUGUCUUUAUUUUAUGUCUUCACCAAAAAAAAAAAAUAGUUUUAAUAAAUUUUUAUUUAAUUUUGCAGCAAUCAA